This is a messenger RNA of Magallana angulata, 1643 nucleotides long. Its product is annotated as putative nuclease HARBI1. Lineage: Eukaryota; Metazoa; Mollusca; Bivalvia; Ostreida; Ostreidae. The record is from RefSeq and is a predicted model, not a curated record. The transcript has 4 exons. The annotation marks the transcript as partial.
GAAAAAAUCCGAAGAACAAAAACAGAGUUCUUUUCAAAGGCCCGAUUUCCCAAUGUGCUGGGCGCAGUGGAUGGGACUUUGAUAAAAAUUCAGGCUCCCUCCGAAAACGAGCCAAGCUACGUUUGUAGGAAGGGUUUUCAUGCUCUGAAUGUCCAGGCCGUUUCUGACGCUUCCCUAAGAUUCAUAGAUUUGGUUUGCAAGUGGCCUGGUGCUGUUCACGAUAGCUUUGUAUUUGAAAAUUCAAACCUGAACCACAUCUUGGCCCAAGGGUGCAAUGGAUGGCUUUUGGGAGAUUCAGGCUAUCCUUUGAAGUCAUACUUGAUGACACCAAUUAACAUCCCGGCUAAUCAAAAGGAAGUGAACUACAACAGCGCCCACUGCAGAACCCGUGUUGUGGUGGAGAGAGCAUUUGGUGUGCUCAAGUCAAGAUUUAGAUGCUUACAUCCAACUGGGGGUGUAUUACCCUUUGCCACCCAAAAGUGCAUGAAGACUGUAGUAGCAUGCUUCAAGCUUCACAACAAAUGUAUCAAAGACAGGCUGCCAAUGCCAGAGGUGGACAUUGAUAUCCAGCACCCGGGUGAGGAGGAAAUCAACAAUCUCCAAGCAAACGGUGCAGGUGUAGCUCAACAGAUCAGAAAGAGGCUGGUUCAAUGCUUUUGAAAUAGUAAGUUCAAUAUACUUGCAAGUAAAGACAACAAGAUAUAUUAAGGUUAUAAAAAUAAUUGUAAUCAUGUCAUCAUAACUUGACUGUUAAACACAAGAUGAAAACAAUAGCAAAACAAGUAUAACACAAAUGUAACUUUAACCAUUGGAUUUGAUACUAAACAAAUUUCCAUUUCAAAAUGCAAUGUCAUUAAACAAUCAAGAGUAAUUGCCAUGCUAUGAAAUCACAAAAUAUCUAUUUCAUAUCUUAUUGAAAUGACCAUAAGAUCUCUAUAACAUCAGAAAAUUUAAAACAUCAGAAAAUUUAAAAAAAUAAAGAUUUACAAAUACCCCCACCCAACAAAUUUAACAAGCAAUACAAGAGAAUAAUGAGCCACAUUGCUCACUUAUGGAAUAUUUUUAAAUUGGUGUAUCAUGUGGCAUUACAUUUUUUUUCUUAUAAUUUUCACUAUAUUAUUAAGACCAGAAUAGCUAGUGCAGUGACUCUUGAGAAGAAUAUCUUAAGACACCUACCGGUAUUUAAAUGUUAACCAAGUUUUAUGAUUAUCUCCCUUUCACAAAGGUUGACCCUUCAAUUGAAUAUUUUAGAAUAUACAAUAAUAAUAUUUACUGCCAAUGGGUUCUAAAGUAGAAGGAAAAUAUGUGCUUAGUUUACAAACAGACAGAUUGAGAGACAGACAUACAGGCACCAUUCAUCAGAAACGCUCUUUACAUGGUAUAAAACAGGCUAAUUUACAUUGCACAGACAAAAUUAAAUUUCUUUUACAACAAGACCUCUGAUAGUUGGUGAAACUGAGCAAGAUGCUGGUUCAAGCUCAACUAAGGGCUCAAGAGUUUGAAAAGAAUAGGAACAGCAACAGUUUUUUCUUUUCAAUUCAAAACAGAUCUCUUUAAGCACAUCCAACUUCUUCUUUUCUACCUCGAGCAGACUUUUUUUAAGCUCGAGUUUCUCUCUUUGGCUGUUAAGCAGUUGCUCUGCC